Adineta ricciae is the source of this 542-nucleotide messenger RNA. NCBI's taxonomy places the organism in Eukaryota, Metazoa, Rotifera, Eurotatoria, Adinetida, Adinetidae. The record is from the annotation of a GenBank genome assembly.
CCUUAGCUGACAAACUCCAAUUACAACAAUUCAUCCCACAAGUUACCCAAUUCUUGAGCUCAGACAAACUUCAACAAUUGCAAAACCAAUUCUUUGCCACCGUUGUCGCUGCUGCUGGUAACCAUUGGAAUCCAGCUACACUCGGUCAAGCUAUUCAACAAAUCGUGACCCAAUUCGUUCCACAACUCCGUCAAAUGCGUAUUGAUUGGGAAGAACUUGGUCAAUCUGCUCUUAAUGGUCUCGCCAAUGCUCUUCCAAGCAUUCUCAUGGGUGCCCUCAGUCUUUUUGGGAAACGGGAUGCUAAGAUGGACUAUGAACAAUUAAUAGCACAAUUGCCAACUGACAAACUCGCUCAAAUUGUCCAACUUAUCAAAAAUACAAACAAAAACAAAGUUUUGGCUAGCCUUCGCAAGCUCCUUCAAAGUUUCUUCCCUGGUUACCAAGGUCGCAUUAACUUCGAUGAUCUCGCUGCAAAUGUACUCAAUCAUUUAAACAGCAUCUUACCAGUCCUCAGUCAAUCCAUCACAAAUAUCUUCGGUUAA